AAUUUUGUUUUUAGAAAGCAAACGUGUUUAAUUUUAACAACUACUGUUUAUAAUGCUGCCAAAAACACCCAAGCCCGCCAUCUGGAAAUUCAUCAAGGGAAGUGCGAAGACACUAUUUGUUUUAGAAGCAGUUUGCUUUGCGGCCAGCUACGGUGUUUAUUAUCGCAUGAACACGAAUCGAGAGUUCCGUCAACAUAUUCACGAAAACUAUCCCUUUGUUCUGGACUAUUACUAUAAGAUUGGAGAAAUUGUCGGUGAUAGCACGGUGCGACAAGCGGAUGCAAGUUAUUGGAGCGCCCUAAAGAAAAGCGAUUAG
Molecule: messenger RNA, 316 nt
Organism: Drosophila eugracilis
Lineage: Eukaryota; Metazoa; Arthropoda; Insecta; Diptera; Drosophilidae
Product: protein CEBPZOS
Exons: 2
Coding region: 53-316 (87 amino acids)
Source: RefSeq, a predicted model, not a curated record